AUGCAAUUGCUGGAGGGCAAGGGGCUGUUUGACAAGGAGAAGGCCACAUACUCGCAGCAGAUCUACACCGUGACACGACAGGAGGGCUAUCACUUCACUGUGGAGGGCAAGCAGCACCUGCACCGCCCGUCAGAGAUGCAGUUGGUGCAGGAGGUGACAGACAGGGUGGCAGGUGGGGCGAAGCGACAGGCAGAGGCCACGCAGGAGCAGCGCCAGGCGGCAACUAUAAGGCACAUCAUUGAGGCAGCGCUUAAGAUAGUCAAAAUCUCUAAGAAGGCUGUUGAUGGUGACAUCACCGCCGCCGCCACCACGGCCAUCGAUUACAAUCUUCCAGACCGCAGCCCGAGUAUGCCUCCCGCAGCCCCGUGCUUAUGUCAACCCACUGCCGCGACUUCAGUCGCCGCCGUCACUGCCCCAUCCCCUACAGCUAUCACAUCCCCUACAGCCAUCAAAGCAAACCACGGGAACCUGACCAGCAUAGUGACAGCAGCGAUACCGUUAGAUGCUCCGUAUGGCGAGCAAAGAACGGAGAGCCGUAGUGUGAAGAGGUUUAUUCAGUGCAGCGUGUCACAUCUGGAUCCGGACGUGUAUCGGGAACCUGUGCCACGAGCAGCUGCACACCUGCACCAGCACCAGCACUAUCAACAGCAGCAGCAAUUCAUCGGGCUCGCUGGAUCCCUGCAUCUGCGCCCUCGCACCGACGGUUCAGACGUUCGCAGCUUCUACCCCUCUUCUGUUGCCAUCGCCCGGUUCCUCUGGAAUCUUGCUCUUUUUUUCUUCAAGUGCAGCAUAGCUUUGCACCUGAUCGAGCACCCCUGA
Molecule: messenger RNA, 819 nt
Organism: Volvox carteri f. nagariensis
Lineage: Eukaryota; Viridiplantae; Chlorophyta; Chlorophyceae; Chlamydomonadales; Volvocaceae
Exons: 4
Coding region: 1-819 (272 amino acids)
Source: RefSeq, a predicted model, not a curated record